Parus major (Great Tit) is the source of this 5429-nucleotide messenger RNA. RefSeq names its product 3-oxoacid CoA-transferase 1 (gene OXCT1). Bases 154 to 1701 code for a protein of 515 amino acids. Lineage: Eukaryota; Metazoa; Chordata; Aves; Passeriformes; Paridae. Gene Ontology annotation, biological process: ketone body catabolic process. Gene Ontology annotation, molecular function: succinyl-CoA:3-oxo-acid CoA-transferase activity. The transcript has 17 exons. The record is from RefSeq and is a predicted model, not a curated record. Gene Ontology annotation, cellular component: mitochondrion.
CACGUCAGGGCCGAGCCCCUCGCCUUCCCUCCGCCCGCGGGUUCCGCCGUCCCGCCGCUCCUGUUCCCCGCGUCCCGCGUUGUGCUCCCGCAGCCACCGCCUCAGCCCGGCCCGGCCCCGGACCCCGCUCCUCGACAGCCACGCAGCGCGAAGAUGGCGGCUUUCAAAUUCCUCCUGCCGCCCCUCGGCCGCCGCAUCCUCCUCCCCGCAGCGCGCAGGGCUGAGAUUUGUGGAUGCUAUUUUUCUACCAGCUGUCAUCGCAACACCAAAUUUUACACUGAUCCUGUUGAAGCUGUAAAAGAUAUACCCAAUGGGGCAACUAUACUUGUUGGUGGUUUUGGAUUGUGUGGGAUUCCUGAAAACCUUAUUGGGGGUUUACUGAAGACUGGAGUAAAGGGAAUAACAGCAGUCAGUAACAAUGCAGGUGUUGACAAUUUUGGGCUCGGUCUUCUGCUUCAGACAAAACAGAUAAAACGCAUGGUGUCAUCGUAUGUUGGAGAGAAUGCUGAAUUUGAACGCCAGUAUUUAUCUGGUGAGCUUGAAGUUGAGCUUACACCACAGGGUACACUUGCUGAACGUAUUAGAGCAGGAGGAGCAGGAAUCCCAGCAUUUUACACCAGUACUGGCUAUGGGACGCUGGUGCAGGAAGGGGGUGCACCCAUCAAGUACAACACAGAUGGCACCAUUGCCAUUGCCAGCCAGCCAAGAGAGGUGAGGGAGUUCGAUGGCCGUCACUUUAUUCUGGAGAAAUCGAUUACAGGAGAUUUUGCUCUUGUGAAGGCAUGGAAGGCUGAUCGUGCCGGAAACAUAAUUUUCAGGAAAACUGCAAGAAACUUCAACCAACCUAUGUGCAAAGCUGCAAAGACAACAGUAGUAGAGGUAGAAGAAAUUGUUGACAUAGGAGCAUUUGCCCCAGAAGAUAUUCAUGUUCCCAAAAUCUAUGUUGAUCGUCUGUUACAAGGAGAGAAGUUUGAGAAAAGAAUUGAACGCUUAUCAAUCCGAAAGCCUGAAGACUCAGCAGCCAAACAAAAAAAAGGAGACAAUGUGAGGGAGAGGAUCAUCAAACGGGCUGCUUUAGAGUUUGAGGAUGGCAUGUAUGCUAAUCUGGGUAUUGGAAUCCCACUGUUGGCCAGUAACUUCAUUAGUCCAGACAUAACUGUUCACUUACAGAGUGAAAAUGGAGUCCUGGGUUUGGGUCCUUAUCCACUUGAAAAUGAAGUAGAUCCAGAUCUGAUUAAUGCAGGUAAGGAGACAGUCACUGUUCUUCCAGGUUCUUCCUAUUUCUCUAGCGAUGAAUCAUUUGCAAUGAUAAGAGGAGGUCAUGUUGAUUUGACAAUGCUUGGAGCUAUGCAGGUGUCUAAGUAUGGUGACCUGGCCAACUGGAUGAUUCCUGGUAAGAUGGUGAAAGGAAUGGGGGGUGCCAUGGACCUGGUAUCCAGUGCACAGACCAAAGUGGUUGUCACCAUGGAGCACUCAGCAAAGGGCAAUGUCCAUAAAAUCUUGGAAAAAUGCAGUUUACCACUUACUGGAAAACAAUGUGUUGACCGCAUCAUUACAGAAAAGGCAGUGUUUGAUGUGGACAAGAAGAAGGGAUUGACCCUCAUAGAAAUCUGGGAAGGGCUGACAGUAGAUGAUAUCAAGAAAAGCACUGGCUGUGACUUUACAGUUUCACCGAAACUAAUACCAAUGAGGCAGAUUUAAAUGCGAAUUACAGACUGGGCUUAAUUCCUAAGAAGGUUUGUUUCCAAAUGGAAGAAACUGAUGACUGUCUUGCAAUUUUACUUUUUUUUUUCCUUUUCUUAUUUUUUAAGGGCUCUCUAAGUAGUUUCCAGAUAGUUAAACUCAGGCUGUGACUAUAAGCCUAAUUGUAUUCUGCUUUCAUAACAUUAGCAACUUUAUUGGGUUGGUGAAUAUAUUCUCUAAGUUUUGAAUCAUAUUAUAGUAAAAUGUUAAUGGUCAUUGUAAAAAAGAAAAAAAAAAUGCCUUGUAGUGUGUCUGCCAAAUACUAGGUAUUUUUACAUAGAAUUAGAAAAAAAACAUGUAAAACUUAUGAUUGCCUCUGUGUUUCCUGAUACCUGUUGCUCUGGAACUGCAGCACUUAUCAUGUCCAUUCUCCUGUAAAGGUGUGGGUUUUUGUUUUCUGGAGUGAUCUAUAACAAAUAUAUGUAUCCUGUAGAGAGAUAAUUGGAAUAUGGAUGUUCCUUUUCCUGAACCUUUUCAUUGGUCUGUAACAAAAUUGUUUAAACCAGUGGAAAUAAUUGGGACCUAAAUAUAUCUGCUGUUUCCACAGUGUGUGGCUGUUGGUAUUGAGAGGCCUACACCUCCCAAGGUCCAACUAUGACCCUUCAUAUUUCAGUCAUACAAGCUAGAAUAGGGCUAGUGUGAAGGCGGAAGAUGAAAAAGUGUCUGUCCUCAUGCAGACAACUGGUAGCUGCACAAUUUCCCAUGUGAACUGCUCUUAUUCUCCAGAUGUAAUGCUCCUCCCCAACUCCCAAAUGAAUAUUGUUUCUGGAGUCAGGUCUGUCCUUCCAGUGUCUCACAGAGAAGCAGGGGAAGAGAAGGUUGUGGACACUCUGAAGAUUCUUCUGAAGGGAAUACAGAUGGUUAAGGGUAAAAGCAAUAUGCACCACUUGUCAGUCAAGGUACCAGCAAAAUCUAAACAGUUUGGAAUGCAAAUUCAUUAUAACUUGAGACAAUCAAAGCAAAAAGACAUUAUCUGAGAGUAAUUUUGAUGAAGGCCUUCUUUUCCCUGUUAAUUACAAAAUCAUUUUUAUAGUUUGUUACUUUUGCAAACAGAUAGCAUAACAGCUUUGGAUCUCACAUACCAAAUCAGUACAAUAUGUCUUUAUUAUACAGAGCACGAAUUGACUGGAAAUCGACAUUUACUAAAAUACAGUGUUCUCUGCAAUAUAAUGGUUUCUGUCAUUUCUGUCAUUUGUAUAAAUAGGAGCAUGUAAAACACUUCAGUUAAAAUAAUUCCUGACAUAAUGUGUGACAUCAGGACUGGAGCAUAUUAAGUUACUGAAAAACAAGUAAAAUGUAGAUGCACAAGGAAACAUUUACAUAAUGCCUAUCAUACAUGUAACAAGCAUGUUAAGCACUUGACAUAGAAAGGCAUUCUAAUACUAAGUGAAUAAGGGAUUCACCCUAGUCAAUGUGUGUUGUGGAAUGAAUGUGACGUAUUUCUUGGGCAACCAGACAGAAAACUUGUGCAAUAUUUAGCUCUUGUACCUAGCCUUUGUACAGCAUUUUUCCAUUCUAAAACACUAAAUGCUUCUCUUUCAUGGAACAGUUGCAAAAUUUGACUUGAUCCACACAUGGGUUUUACAGCAGUAAAACUGCUUUGAUUGGAGGUAUUAUAUUGUAUAGUUGCACUUACCCUAAACUAUUCUUUGAUAAUCUCUUGUCAAUAUCAUAACAGACUACCCUUCAUCCCAGAAAGAAAUAAACAAAAUGCCUUUGUAAACACCAUUAUGCCAGUACAAAAGUAUUCCCAUAGUACUAAGCUGUGACUUGAACUCGUGGCUGGUAGUGGGUGGUAGGCCAUUGUGUAGCCUGAAUCUAUAGUCAAGACCUGGUGCUGUGGGAAAGAAAUGUGUUGUACACUGAAAGACCAGUGCUAAUUUCAUGAUUAACAUAUAGAGGUGAUUUGAUUGAUAUGUAAUUUGCAUUGAAGACUUGAAACUGCAUUUAUUGUAGUGCUCCAGGAUAUCUUAACACAGCAUGUUAGUUUUCACAUGUUUUCUCUAUUUAGGCUAUUUAGAUGUAGUCCCUGUGUUACUCACUCAUUCCAUACAAGUUUGACCAUUUAUUUUGCUGUGAAAGCAGACUCAAGUUCUGCAUACAGAGGUUUUGAAGAUUAAUAAUCUGUAUAUAAUAAAACCUGACUAUUUUAGCUCACUGUAGACAGUUUCAUUUUUGAAUAGAGUGGCCCAGAGGCCUCUUCCCUAAUCCAUGAAGAAACAUCAGUGGCAAUUCUGACCCUUGUGCUGCUGUACACAGCAAAAUGUGCCUGUCUUUGCCUUCAGGGCCAGAGAUGGGUGAAGAGCUACUCUGAGGGGAUGGGUAUAAUCCCUGAAAGCAUUUAGUUCAUCUUCAGUCAAAGCUCUUGUAUAGAGUACCCAAAAUGGAUGAUGGUUUUAGGGGAGAAUUACAAAAAGUAUUAUACAGGGGGAGGCAGUUACUGUUAACUUAUCCAGAGGGGAAAAAACCCCACAAAAACAAAAAGACCAAAGAACACAAACAUUUAAGUAGAUGGGCAAGUCUUAAAGAAAUCUAUAAAUGAAAAUGCUGAUCUAUUGUAAUUACCUAUGCUACAUUAGUUGUAGGACUGAUUAGUUAAUUACAGCGAACAUUUACACAUCUGUGAAGUACAGGAGAAGUGUCUGAGGGUAGGAGCAGGUGUAUACUGCUUCUGCCAUAGGGCUUUGCUUUGCUGGUACACGCACAGCAGCCAUUGUUGUCAUUAAUACAUGGCUAUAAAAAGACUAAUGACCUGGUAAUGUUUGGGAGUUUAGCACUUUGGUUUCUGAAUCAAAGAAUUAGGACCCAAGAACUCCUGAUUUCCAGUUUUCUGGUUCUCCACUUACUGCCUUGUGGAAUGACAGCUGUGUUCUCUGCCUUGUCUCCUGUUGCUGGAAAAGGGGAUGUUUUUCUUCCUACCUCACAGGGAUGUUGUGAGGAAAAAGAAGCUAAGGUCUGUGCAAGAGGUUAUUUGUUUUUCUUCAACUUGGGGAUCACACUUGAUCAAGAGUGUGGAAGAGUACUUGAAGACUGUCAUACCUGCUGUACAUUUGAGUUCUGUGUCUUAUUUGUGUCAGUGUUAAUGCCAGAAAGCAGAAGUCCAUGGUGCUGAAAAUUGGGGAUAAAAGGAGAACAGGCUCUCUCCAUAUACAGCAAUGAUGCUGUUGCAACAGGAGACAAGAUAUGUAUGUCACAGUGACUUUUUUUUACCUUGAGGACAAAAGAUUGUGGUAAAAUAUUGGUAUUGUUAUGAAAAUGUCAUGAGUCCGCACAAGCUAAUUGCAACAAGCUUUGAAUCCACAUCUAAAAUUCAUUUGUUAAGCAAAAAUAAAAAUUAAAGCACUCCUAAGUAUUUCCCUCUCUGUGGACACAGGUGUCGUUCACAGGUAAAGUAUACUCUGAGCAGUAGUUGCAAUAGUCAGUAUUGUGGGGAUGAAGGUUCAUUGGGACUGAAAUCAUUCCCUGCUUGACAGCACUUCACAAUACAAGGACAGUUGAUACUCUGUCCUGAAGAAGAUGAUUCUACUAUAUUAUUACAUUGGACUUCACUUUAUAUUUUAUUGACUUUUUGUCCCUGAAAAAAGAAAAAAACCAUAGAAAACAUAGCUGUGCUGUAAACUCUGCAAACUAAACAUCAAAGUACUUCCUAUGUAUUUGCAAAACAAUAAAUAAAGGUUUGAAAUGGC